Messenger RNA from Phalaenopsis equestris, 578 nucleotides. Its product is annotated as dihydroceramide fatty acyl 2-hydroxylase FAH1-like. The transcript is spliced from 3 exons. The record is from RefSeq and is a predicted model, not a curated record. Bases 88 to 414 code for a protein of 108 amino acids. NCBI's taxonomy places the organism in Eukaryota, Viridiplantae, Streptophyta, Magnoliopsida, Asparagales, Orchidaceae. Gene Ontology annotation, biological process: fatty acid metabolic process; lipid biosynthetic process. Gene Ontology annotation, cellular component: endoplasmic reticulum; membrane. Gene Ontology annotation, molecular function: iron ion binding; fatty acid 2-hydroxylase activity.
CUGGCAUGACAAAAAGAUCAUUAUCAGUAAAUUUGCAGGGCAAACACAGCACAUUAUUUGCUUCACGGAUGCCAUCAUAAACAUCCAAUGGAUGGCCUUCGCCUUGUAUUUCCCCCAGCUGCGGCUGCUAUUCUUUGCAUUCCAUUAUGGAACCUGACCAAACUCGUAGCGAAGCCCGCCGCAGCCCCUGCCUUAUUUGGUGGGGGUUUGCUCGGUUAUGUGAUGUAUGAUUGCACUCACUAUUACCUGCACCAUGGAAGGCCUUUCAGAAACCCAGCUAAACAUUUGAAGAUUUAUCAUAUGAAUCACCACUUUAGAACUCAAACAAUGGGAUUUGGAAUUACUUCUUCGCUGUGGGAUGGAUUGUUCAGGACAUUACCUCCUGCACUGAAGGCCUGUGAGAAGAGCAGCUGAAUAUUUUAGAUUGAGAUUUCGGCUGAAAGUGUUCCUAUAUUCCGGUAUGCCUCGCUUCUGUGAAAUUUUCACAUAUUUAAUCUUGAAAGAAAGUAGUUUUUGUUCAGUGAUAAAUAUACUUCAGAAAAUAUUCUUUUUGACCUGUAUUUUUGAUGUUUUCAUCA